CACGGCGUAGAACACCAAAAUAUUCUGAGGUUGAGAUGAGCGCUGGAAGCCAAAGUUGUUCGAGUGAACCUUUUUCGAGUAUACGCGAAACCUAUUCAAGCUGUGAAGCAUUUUUGUCGGCGGAAGAAUCCUCUUCAUCCUCUGGUGAGUGGAAUUCCUCUUCCGAAGAUCCUCUGAACAGCGAGCACAGUGAAGAUAUUGAGGAUGUCUUAGAGGAUACUAAGAGUAAUAUAUUCCUUGAAAAACCGGUAGAUGCCACUUUGGGCGAUGAGGGAAAAAACAAUAUUGAACUCGCGAAUGUUGGUUAUGGCAAGAAUGAAAGCAGAGCGGAGAGGGCCCUUAGGAGAUUAGGGGGGGCUAGCACAGCCUGGGAAACUGAAGCAGAGAUCCCCCGAGCGCUCAGUGAAGUUGAAAUUUUAAAAAGAGAGGAGAGAGCCAAAAAGAGGAAAUUAAAAGCUAAAGAACAAGAUAAAAUACUCCUGCAAGAAACCAUCUCUGCACUUUUAAAUUCAAAUAGAGAAGAUAAAACUGACUAUGAAUCUGAAAUUGAAAUAAAGAAAGAACUUUCUGUGGAUGAUGAUAAAUUUAUAACAAGUCAAAUUAUUAAUAAAAAUGGGUCGCGCCAGACCCCGGGGUCUCACUGAGCGUCUCUGCCAGGCGCCAGGCUGCUCAAAGCCUCGAAGUUAUAGAACAAGUAAGACAAAAGUUCCGGUUUG
Molecule: messenger RNA, 716 nt
Organism: Zophobas morio
Lineage: Eukaryota; Metazoa; Arthropoda; Insecta; Coleoptera; Tenebrionidae
Exons: 9
Coding region: 36-644 (202 amino acids)
Source: RefSeq, a predicted model, not a curated record